This is a messenger RNA of Tripterygium wilfordii, 1451 nucleotides long. RefSeq names its product homeobox-leucine zipper protein HAT3-like. Bases 381 to 1163 code for a protein of 260 amino acids. Lineage: Eukaryota; Viridiplantae; Streptophyta; Magnoliopsida; Celastrales; Celastraceae. Gene Ontology annotation, molecular function: DNA-binding transcription factor activity, RNA polymerase II-specific; sequence-specific DNA binding. The record is from RefSeq and is a predicted model, not a curated record. The transcript is spliced from 4 exons. Gene Ontology annotation, biological process: regulation of DNA-templated transcription. Gene Ontology annotation, cellular component: nucleus.
AUCGUCUGACACAAGUAACUUACUCUGUUUCUUCUUUCUAAAUUUUCUCUCUUUUGUGCAUAUCCUAAUAUCCAUAUCUCUAUCUCUCUCUAUAUAGAAAGGCAGAGAGAGAGGGAGAGAGCCUGAGAGGAAGAAAAAUGAGUGAGUUCAUGCCAAAUUUUGGGGUUUUCCAUGCUUACUUUUCCAUUUGAGUCGAAACAAAACAAAACCCAAAGAAAAGUAGUGAACUUUGUCCAUCUUCUCACCCUUUCCUUCCAAUUUUCUCUCUGUCUCAGAGUCCAAACAGAAUAUACCCUGAAGUGCUGAAAGGAGUGAGCUUUGUUUGGAAAUCAGGAAAAAUUUUGGCGGGUAUUGGUCUGUGAUUGGAUAGGAAGAGAAAAAUGAGUGAGAAAGAUGAUGGGUUGGGGUUGGAUUUGAGUCUAAGCUUUGGGAUUACACAGAAUCACCAGCAGCAACCUUGUCUGAAGAAACUAUUCCAAUCAUCUGUAUUGGAAGCAGGGGUUUCAUCCCCAAACAGCACUAUUUCAAGUUUAAGUGGGAAGAGGAGUGAGAUAGAGACUAUUGGAGAGGAGAAUGAGGCCGAGAGAGUCUCCUAUUCUUGUGGCAGUGACGAUGAGGAAGGUGGUAGCGGUGAGGGCAAUGGGUCAAGGAAGAAGCUCAGGCUGUCAAGGGAAGAGUCCAUGGUCCUUGAAGAAACGUUCAAGGAACAUAGCACACUCAAUCAUAAGCAAAAGGUGGCUCUGGCAAAGCAAUUGAAUCUGAUGCAAAGGCAAGUAGAGGUGUGGUUUCAGAACAGGAGGGCCAGGACCAAAAUGAAGCAAACAGAAGUGGAUUGUGAGUACCUGAAGAGGUGCUGUGAGGAUCUGACUCGGGAGAACAGAAGGUUGCAGAAGGAGGUUCAGGAACUUAGGGCCUUAAAACUCUCCCCAAACCUCUACAUGAACACGAAACCUCCCACCAGCCUCACCAUGUGCCCUUCAUGUCAACGUGUUGCCGUUUCGUCGUCGUCGUCAUCCUCCUCCACCACUGCUGCAGCUGUUUCGACAAUUCCCUCUGGCCACCAGCCUGUGGGUUCCAAUGGUCAGAGGCCAAUAACUAUCAGUCCUUGGGCAGCAUUGCCAAAUCAACAGCGACGGUUUGAUGCCCCUACUUCCCGGCCAUAGUUGUAAGCUCGGGUUAAUGACAUCACGGAUAACCCAAAAGGAUGUAGGAUCAUGGGUUCUCCUUUUCUUUUUGUUAUUUGGGGACAAAGAUGAGACCAGUAAUGGUUAUUAGGAUGUGACUUCUGUUUAGGUAAAACCUUGUUUUGAGAGAGGGAGGGAUUGUAGAUAGGGUGGACUAGCUAGAGAAGGACUUGGUGAUAUGAUAUGGGAAAAAUGUUCUUUGUUUCUUCUGGUAUAGGAAGAGUGAGAUUACACAUCAGAGAUGCUAAUGAAAAGAAUGAUUAUGAA